AUGUUGCCUACGACAACAACGACGGCAGCCCCUACCUUGCCGUCGGAAGGGCUGAACGCGUAUCUGGACAGCGCCAGCAAAAUGGAAGACCGCGUUAAGCAACUGAAGGAAGCUGUUACAUACGAAACAUCGAUGCUCGAUACUCUCUCCCGGUUCGGACUUGAGGAAGUCACUGGUCCCUCAGCGGUAAGAAUUGAAUACCGGCCCUAG
Molecule: messenger RNA, 210 nt
Organism: Gregarina niphandrodes
Lineage: Eukaryota; Apicomplexa; Conoidasida; Eugregarinorida; Gregarinidae
Exons: 1
Coding region: 1-210 (69 amino acids)
Source: RefSeq, a predicted model, not a curated record